UUGGCUGCGCUGCGAAUGAGAGGAGGGCGGCCGGUGUUGCAUUUUCCGCCAACAUUCACGCGCGUCAGUGGCCACGCUGUGAACACUGCGAGCUCACCGGCCACUACUCAAUAACCUCCGCCGUAAAACAAUCGGAGAACACGGGACAGGGACCGAAUAACUCGCGUCACCAACCACGGAGGUUUUGCAAGGUUGGCACCGAGUGAAUGCAGACGAAGAGGAGGUCGACGGAAGUUUUGUUUGGUUUUCUUCAGGAGUUUAGGACGCACCGAAACUGCCUGGAAUGGUUGAGCCUAGCCCUACCGCACUGCACCUCUCCAAUGUGGAUGGCAGCAUGACAUGUUGUGGUGUCAAAGUAGAACAAGAGGAGAUCAACAGAGGAACUGGACUUAUCGGUAAUACUGAAUCUGCUCUGAAGAUGUCUCCCUCUCGUGACUGGGUGGGGAAUCAGCCACUGGUGGUGCGUCAACUUACACCACCACUCUCCUGUUCACCUUUGGAGAAUUCUCCAGGUAAGGAGUUGCUGCACAUACAAAGCCAGAUGACACUCAAAGAUACAGCGCUACAGGAUCCAGCAAAAGGACAGUCCAAGGAAGGAAACCCAGAGUCUCUGGCAGAGAAGGAGCUCCAGUUGUUGAUGAUGAUCAACCAACUUAGUGGACUUAGGGAACAGCUCCUGGGUGCCCACUCUGAGCAGAGAAACAUGGCUGCUUUGCUUCUGGAGAAACAGCAGCAGCAAAUGGAGCUGGCCCGGCAGCAGCAAGAACAGAUUGCUAAACAACAACAGCAGCUGAUCCAGCAACAGCACAAGAUAAACCUUCUUCAGCAGCAGAUUCAGCAGGUCAACAUGCCCUACGUGAUGAUCCCUGCUUUCCACCCCAACGCCCAGUCUCUUACAGUCCCCUCAGACCCACAGAUGAGUUUACCAUUGCAGCCAAUACCAUGCAAGCCAGCUGUGGACUAUCCCAUGCAGUUGCUAUCUACCCCUGUCAAGAGGAGCAGUGGUUCCAGCCGACAGGAAACAGGUCAGCCCUUGAACCUAACAUCCAAGCCUAAAGGAAUGGAGCUGAGGAAAGCCCCUAGUCCAAAGUGUAUGCAGAUGGGCUCAGUGGUGAUGCAGGGCGCCUACAGACAAAUGGAUAUAACAAAGGAGGCUUCCAACAGCCCACCUCGACCCACCCUCACAUUAUUCAGAGACAGUGAUGUGGUCACGCAAGCCAUCCAUGAUGCCCAGCAGCUACUGAGGAAUCACAAUGCCGGAGGCCAAGGCAAAGAGAGGGAACGAGAAACUGACAGAGAAACCAUCAGAUUGGAGUGCAAAUAUCCUCCCUCAUGCAGUGAUAAAAGCAUACAUUCUGAGCAAGGUGACGAACAACACACAUUGCUGCCCAUGGACGACCACCUCAGUGACUCUGAGAGUACGCUGCAGGUCCAAGGCAGCUACUCUGAGGCCCGCCCCCCUUCGUCCUCAGGACACAUCAAGAGACCCAUGAAUGCCUUUAUGGUUUGGGCCAAGGAUGAGCGCAGGAGAAUCCUGCAGGCAUUUCCUGAUAUGCACAACUCCUCCAUCAGCAAGAUCCUGGGCUCCCGGUGGAAGUCCAUGUCCAACCAGGAAAAGCAGCCUUACUAUGAAGAGCAAGCUAGGUUGAGCAGGCAGCACCUUGAGCGCUAUCCAGAUUACAAAUACAAACCCCGGCCCAAGCGCACUUGUAUUGUGGAGGGACGGAGGUUAAGGGUGGGCGAAUACAAAGCCAUGAUGAAGAGCCGGCGACAGGAACAAAGGACAACGUACACCAGAAGUCCAACAGAACCACAGCCCAUCCAUUAUUCACACAAUGAUGCCUCAUACCCGCCUGGCAGUUGCGGCAGCUCUGUCUCCGUGUCGUCCAUGUCUUUUCACUCCUCCCUUCUAGAGCAUUACCUUCCUCAACAGCCUACCUCGCACAGAAUCGAUGGUCCGGCUACAGCACCCCCUUUGGCCCGGGUGAGACAGAGGGACAGAGAACGAGAGCAGGCGAUCUACAGCGAAGGAGAGGAAAGUGACAGAGGGGAGAAAAGUGAAGGGGAACUUGUGCUGCUGACAGAUUGAAAAAAAAAUUGUCAGAUAAAAAGAAGGGAUUAAUUUCCCAUGGAAUUUUAGGAAACAGCAUUCACUUGUAAAUUAUCCUCAGUGACACAACCAAUGCACAUAAAGCUAAGCUCUUAACUAACUCAUUUCAUGGCAAAAUUCUACAAACACUCACAUUUAAAACCCAGCAAUGUUAAAUGAAAAUUUAUGAGGUACAGUCAAGUCUUGCUCCAAUGUGUUGGGCAGCAAGGUUGUGGAUGCUGUAUAGAAAAGACAAUCCGUUUAGUGUUUAGGACAUGAUUAACUUAUAGGCCACUACUGCCCCCUGCUGAUUAAGUCAGGUUCUCACAACAUACAUAACCCCCUUCCCCAUGUUCCUUUAAAAUUACCUUCAAGAUUUGUACUGUGAGCUGAAUUUCUGGUUUUGCCCAUUUUUUUUUGUAAUACUUGUGUUUUCUUUGCACAUUUGAUGCGUUUCCUUUCCAGAUGUCUUAUCUAUAUGUAUACGUAUAUGUAUCUGUACAUAUUCAAUAUUUACAUAUUUUUAUAUCACCUCCUACAGGAAAAUUAUAGUAUUGUGGCGCUAUGAUCUGCACUUCUUCAGACUGUGCUGCAAAGAGUUUACAAUUCGAAUUUCUGUUCAGUGUCUGAUUAUUCAGUCUCACGUUCAUGUUGUUCCUUUUUGGUAAGACUUUAUAAAUCACCUAUUGCAUUCGUUCGUAGACAUCCAUAUAAAAAAAUGUAAUAAUAACACAACUCAAUUGAUGGUUAUCAAAUGACUGAGUAUCAUGGUCCAUACUUGGCAUGUCAGUUCUGAGGUUCGAAGGGCUUACAUUUCGAAUCAAACGUGUUAGGUUAAUUGAAGACAGUCUAAAUUGUCCAUGAAUGGGAUUCAGAGCGUAAAUGGUUGGUUGUGCUUUGAGAUUUGCUGGUUGCCAGUUCAAGGUGUUCCUCCCACCCCAAGAUCAGCUGUGAAAUCCAGUUGUUUGGUUGCCCAAAUGAGAACAACCAGUUUAGAAAAUGGAGGGAUGGUUUUGUAUUAUUAUGGGAACAAUGUGAAGUGUCUGCAUCACUGUGUCAUCCAUGUUCUUAAAGCUCAUUAUUAUACUGUUGCUAUAUUGACUUAUGCUGGAAACCAAAGCAGGACAUUUUUUUUUUUUUUUUUAAACUUCGUGAAAAGUAUGUCUAUUGUCUGCUGUAAAAGUUUUUCAUCUGAAAAAGUUUGCUAAAGUCGUCUUAGGUGAAUGUUAUAGAAAUUGAACAGAAUAUAAAAGUGGCAGUUUCAUUUUCAUCAGUGCAAGUAAAUUUAGUGGUGGAGACGCAUGGAUAAUUUGGCAAUAAAUGAUUACCCAACAUCGGAAUACUGGGUUUAAUUCCCCUUCAGCUAAAUCCAAGAUUAACUAAUCAAAAAGGGGAAACCUCAGGGCUGGGUGCUGUGGAUGCUGUGUCAAAGAGUUGGACGCCAGAGGAAUAUUUUCAAUAUUUUAGUUGAGACACUGAUUUAUACUCGUUGUUGUAAAUAUAGAAAGAUAUUUUAUUUUGUUUUAUAAGAGCUUGUGUAAUUUAAAAGUGAUUGUUAUGUGGGGUUUUAUUCUCUUGAAAAAUAAACAAUGCAUUUUGCUGUAUUUAUCUGCUUGUGUGU
Messenger RNA from Corythoichthys intestinalis (scribbled pipefish), 3710 nucleotides. RefSeq names its product transcription factor SOX-13-like. Gene Ontology annotation, cellular component: nucleus. Gene Ontology annotation, molecular function: RNA polymerase II cis-regulatory region sequence-specific DNA binding; DNA-binding transcription factor activity, RNA polymerase II-specific. Lineage: Eukaryota; Metazoa; Chordata; Actinopteri; Syngnathiformes; Syngnathidae. The coding region runs from base 284 to 2089 and encodes 601 amino acids. The record is from RefSeq and is a predicted model, not a curated record. Gene Ontology annotation, biological process: cell fate commitment; regulation of transcription by RNA polymerase II. The transcript has 13 exons.